AGCAGACGAUCUCCGUCCAGCGUCCAGAGAGGCUGGUCCGCCCCUCGCCUCCCACCUGCCAGGGGUCACCCACCUGCCAGGGGUCACCCACCUGCCAGGGGUUACUCACUUGCUUAGGGUCAACUACCUCCCCCAGCCCUCGAGUCACCUGACAGGGGGUUAUCCACUUCUCAGGAGUGACCCACCUACCUAAGGCUUGCCUAACAGCUAAGGGUCAUCUACCUCCCUCAUUCGUAGUCACCUGACGGGGGAUUAUCUCUCUCUCAGGAGUCACCCACUAGCCUAGUGUCAGCUAGCUCUCUCGUCCCCAGAUCCAUCUGCUAAAGGUCACCCCCACCUAUUAGGGGAAGCUUUUCUGCAAGGGACCAAUUAGUGCUUGUCGCACGCUGUCACAUAUAUAUCCAAGGAUUAGUGAUGGGUUGACUACUUUUGACAAGCAGAUCUAAGAUGUGUUCAGCAGGAGGGAACAGUAAUACUGGAGGAGGAGGAGGAGGAGGGGGAGACAAAGGAAAUGGAGGAGGAGUAGGGUCUGGAGCAGGGGAGGGAGGAAGCGGACAAAGCCUGGGACCGGAAGAGUACACAAAACUGGCGUGUGAUGGAAUUCAGCUAAUGCUCAACAACAGAUUCACCGAGGCAGAGGAACUCUUUCGCCAUCACACUCAGGAUAAUCUCCACAUGGCAAUGGGUUACUGCUACCUCACCUUUAUGAAUGCCGUCAUGUCAUUUGAAGAGGAGAAAGUAACCCACAGCAUGGAAACACUGCGCAGCAUGGAGAGGAGGUGUGGUGGGGGAGAGAAUGGAUGGUUUUCAUCUGUUAAAAGUAUUGUAAUGGGUUCUAGGAAUGGGCAAGAACAGGGAGAAGAGCCUGGCUCACAGCUUGAGCAUCAGGUGAUUCUUGCUGACUGUCAGGUCCUUCUGGCCAUCCUCACUUUCCUUCAGCAAGAGAUUGGUUCCUACGUCAAGGGCGGCUGGGUUUUACGCAAGGCUUGGAAAGUCUACGAGCAUGCUUAUACCAAGGUCAAGAGAUUGUACAAACAGACUUUUGGUGAAGCUCAAGAUGUUCCUAUGAGCCCUACGGAAGAAUACCCGGACUCUCUCGACACCAGCACUGAUGAGCUUAAGAGUCCUGGGUCAUGGUCAGUUGGCCCCACGGGGGUACCUGGACCAGCUGAUGGAGAAUCAAGUCUCCACUCUGCCCCAUCUUCUUCUUCGACCUCAACACUAAGCCUGCGCAUUCCUCUCUCCAAGUCUGUACCCAACCUAAAGGGAUUCCUCUACUCAAACAACAAGCAACAGCCUAAGAACAGGCCUUUACCUCCUGGUAUGGUGUCUCGGCUGAUGGCGUCUGUUAGUUUUGGGUACGGCUUGUUCCAGUUGUGUAUGUCCCUCCUACCACCAUCUUUGCUGCGAUUAGUGCAUGUCCUUGGACUACAGGGAGAUAGAUUGGCUGGUCUCUCUGCUCUUAUGUUUGCCCGCAAAUCACAUGACAUGAGGGCUCCACUAGCAACCUUGACCCUGUUGUGGUAUCACACAAUUGUCCGGCCAUUCUUUGCCCUGGAUGGUAGCAAGGUAAAGGCGGGAGUUGAGGCUGCUCACAUUCUACUGCAGGAGGCCCAGCAAAACUAUGCACAGUCAGCUCUCUUCCUCUUCUUCCGCGGUAGAGUCCAUAGACUUCAGGGCGACAUCAGCGGGGCCUUGACAUCUUACCGCGGGGCUCUGCAAGUGUCGCCUCAGAGAGAGCUGCAGCUCCUGGCCCUGCACGAGGUGGCCUGGUGCCACCUCCUACAGUUGAACUGGAGCCACGCUCAAGGUGCCUUUGCUAACCUGAAGAAGGAGUCCAGAUGGUCCAAAAGCUUCUAUGCUUAUUUAUCUGCUGUAUGUCUUGGGGCGUCUGGACGACUAGAGGAGUGUGCAAAGGGGAUGAUGGAAGUUCCAACUCUUGUCCGUCGUUCCAGUCAUGCGCUGGAAUCUUUUUUGAUGCGACGUGCACUCAAGUCUAAGGGCGUGGCUGUAACCAAGGACUACUGUCUCCUACGUGCCUAUGAACUACUCUAUAUGUGGAAUGCUCUCGCCUCAUGUUCCUUACAGCAUCGACUGCAGAUGGUCGAAGAGUGUCAGGCAAUGGGGCAAUGUGGAGAUCACGAGGGACUCCGACAUUUGAUCGUGGCGGCUAUCCUCGACACUCUGGGCUCUGCAGAUGAUGCCGUCGAACACUUUCGCCUUAGCGUGCAGCAUGGCCUCUCAAACCCAGAGGAACUAUGUGUUCCAGCCUUUGCACUGUAUGAGUUAGGUCUUCUCCUAGGCACUAGUGACGAGACAUUAGAAGAAGGAAGGAAAUGUCUGGAGGAUGUACGAGACAACUACCACGGGUAUGACUUUGAAAACCGCCUUAAUGUACGAAUUCACGCAGCUCUGAAAAACUUAUCUUAGGGUACUAUCUUCCUGCACCUGUGACCUGUGUUCAGAAUUACUCAGCUACGUUCAAGAAAGUUGUGCGGCUAUUUUCUUGACUGUUUUGUACUAGAGGUUUGCUAUAUUACCCCAAAAAAUUAUUUGUGGCUAAUUCUGUAGGUGUGUUUGAUAAAAAUGUUAAUGUAAGCAGGUUUUAUAUUGAGUUUAAAAGUCCAAAUUAGAAUAUUUAAAGUUAUAUUUGAUAUAAUUUGUGUUGUGACGUGUCACAUUUGAUCUCAGAAACUUUGAUGUGUGAACGUUAUGGUUAUAAUGAAUGAAAGUUUAAGAAAAUAUCAUUUUAGGUAAAAGGAAAUUCAUUGUAAGCCAUAUUGGCAAGAAUAUUGUAUGUUUAUUUGCCGAGCAAGUAAACUUGUGAUUAUUAAAGUUAUUUGGCAGUUUUCAGAGCAGUUAAAUUUAUUUAUAUAUAUAGAUGAUCUGUAAUCAUAAAUGACACACACACACACAUACAAGUGCAUACAUGCAAGCACAAAAACACACUUGCACUAAAUAUACAUGCAUGCAUGUAUAAAUACUCAUCGUCUCACGCACACACACACACACACACACACACACACACACACACACACACACACACACACACACACACACACACACAUGAAGCAUGGAAACAGCUCGAUGGAUUCAUUCCAGUCUCUCUGGUCUUAGGAAUUCAGUUACGCUGGAAGUUUGCCAUUUUAUACAAAAUAUUAUUACAGUGUUUUUGUUAUUGCAAACAAUAUAUAGUAACAUACUGUAUUUCAUAUUGAUACCAAAAUCACUUUUAAAAAUUGUUUAAACACUGUACUGUACUGUAGUUGGUUUUUGUUACAUUUUCGACUCUCAAUUCAUGUCGAGAGAGUGCAAAGGCAAUUUUUACUGGGACACUUCCAUUAUUUUCCGCUGUAAUCAAUUACAGUAUAAUAAACACACUACUAAAAUGUUUAUACGUGAUGAGUAAAAUCUCCACAAGCCACUAUAUUUUAAUGCAGAGAAUACAAAGACAGCUAAUUGUAGCUAAUAGCAUGAGUAAUAUUUUUUGUAUUAAAAGUUUAAUAAUGUGAUGAUUUAAAUAAAAUAUAAUAAAUUAUA
Messenger RNA from Procambarus clarkii (red swamp crayfish), 3540 nucleotides. Its product is annotated as tetratricopeptide repeat protein 39C. The record is from RefSeq and is a predicted model, not a curated record. Lineage: Eukaryota; Metazoa; Arthropoda; Malacostraca; Decapoda; Cambaridae. Gene Ontology annotation, biological process: cilium assembly. Gene Ontology annotation, molecular function: protein binding.